AUGGAUAAUCCAGUUACUCAGAUUGAAGAUGUCGUUCGAUCAAUCACUGAGCCCUACAGUGCAAGGGUGAUUGCCGAUAACAUUGAAAAAUACUUUACUCGUGAUGCCCAACUCAUUCAUCCAACUAUAAAUCAACCCUAUAACUUGACAGAACAUGUUACCGCUCGAAGUCCAAUCAUUCGAUGCUUCUCUAAAGGUGGAACAGUAAGACUAAUCGUCAAGAUUUCAAUGAAGAAAUGUGAAGAUGGAAAAUACAGAAUCUAUCGUCAAGAAGAUAAUGCACCUACUGAUCUUACAAGAGGUGGUUGGCCAAUCGCUUCUAUUCCUGGACUUUCACUCAUCAAUGAUCUUGUAAAAGGUACAGCUGGUUUUAUGAUUGCUAAGUUAGUGAUCACACACCUAACUUGGUAUAAGUCCCUCGGAGUCGGAGCUUGCGGACUAAGUCCCACCCCGCUGUACUCCGCUGUUGGGCUUUAA
Melampsora larici-populina 98AG31 is the source of this 477-nucleotide messenger RNA. RefSeq lists its product as uncharacterized. Bases 1 to 477 code for a protein of 158 amino acids. Lineage: Eukaryota; Fungi; Basidiomycota; Pucciniomycetes; Pucciniales; Melampsoraceae. The record is from RefSeq and is a predicted model, not a curated record. The transcript has 6 exons.